Messenger RNA from Episyrphus balteatus (marmalade hoverfly), 756 nucleotides. RefSeq lists its product as uncharacterized. NCBI's taxonomy places the organism in Eukaryota, Metazoa, Arthropoda, Insecta, Diptera, Syrphidae. The record is from RefSeq and is a predicted model, not a curated record. The transcript has a single exon. Bases 1 to 756 code for a protein of 251 amino acids.
AUGGACGAGUCGAGGCCAGUAAACACACCGAGCGACACUAACUCGAAAUUACCUUCUGGUAAGGGUCACACUGAAGAACGUCAAUUCGAAAAGCCCUAUCGUCAACUCAUAGGAUCGCUUAUGUAUCUGGCGAUUGCAACCCGGCUAGACUCAUCAUUCACCGUGAAUCGUUUGGCGCAGUUCAACGAGAGUUAUCAAGACGUACACUGGUCAGCUGCAAAGCGUGUUCUUCGUUACUUACGAGAAACAGAAAACUACGAACUCACCUACACCAAGGACAAUUUGGGUCUUCGAGGGUACUCAGAUGCAGAUCAUGCGAAUGACGAGAGCGAUAGAGUGUCAUACACUGGGUACGUAUUUAUACUCAGCGGAGCUGCGAUUACCUGGCGCUCGCAAAAACAAAGGUCGGUAGCUAUUUCUAGUACCGAGGCGGAAUAUGUAGCUCUGUCUGAAACAUCAAGAGAAGCUACAUAUCUUCUAAAUCUAAUGACGGAGAUGAAUUUGCCUGAACUAACCAAAAUAAGUAUAGGAACUGACAAUCAAGGCGCAAAACAUAUAGCCGAGAAUUCAGUGUGUCAUUCGCGCACUAAACACAUUGCGACUCGAUACCAUUUUGUGCGGCAGGUGUUGAAAGAUGGAAAGGUAACUGUAAUCUACACUCCAACAGAUAUGAUGCCGGCGGAUGUGUUCACCAAACCGCUUCCUGGACCAGCACACUACAGAUGCAUGAAGGACAUCGGCGUAAUAGUUUGCUAA